This is a messenger RNA of Rotaria sp. Silwood2, 294 nucleotides long. The record is from the annotation of a GenBank genome assembly. Lineage: Eukaryota; Metazoa; Rotifera; Eurotatoria; Philodinida; Philodinidae.
AUGUACCGAUAUGUAGAUUAUGACAAAAUUAUAGAAAAUCAAAAAAAUAUAUUUCUUAAUCGUGAUAAAAAAGAAGAUACAGAAGGUUCUUUACCAAUGAAUUAUUCAAAAUUACACACUGCUCUAUUAAUGAAUAUAAUUGAAAGUCGUCAAAAAAUAUUAAUACAACGUCUUGAAUUCGAUGAUGACUUUAAUAAGACAUUCCCGGCAGAUAAUAAUACUGAUGCUAACAAUCAGAAUAUUAGUGACCAUGAUGAUAAUAACGAUGAAACAUUGACCACAAUAAUAUCAUAA